AUGGAAGAAUUGAACAAAUGGUUGUUAGACAGGGAACGUGAAAAUAUGGAAGAGCUCGAGCGGAUUCAAGCAACAAACUCUCAAGCGGCUGCGAUGGUGGCGCAAUAUCAAUUAUCGGAUGCACCUAGAGGGCGUGGUUCACGACCUGGUCGUGCCCCAAAUGUCGAAAGACAUAGAGAAGUUCGAGGUCAUUUUCUCCUGGAGGAUUACUUUGUCGAACGUCCGGUGUACGAUGAAGCAGGUUUUCGGAGGCGGUACAGAAUGCAAAAACAUGUCUUCCAACGCAUAAUGGAAGACCUAUGCAACUUCGAUAGUUUUUGGGGACAAAAAGCAGAUGCCACUGGAAAAAUGGGACUGCUUCCUGAACAAAAAAUGACAGGUGCCCUGAGAAUGCUUGCGUACGGUGCAGCUGCAGAUCAAUGUGAUGAGAUCACUAGGAUGGGGGCUUCUACAGCGCUGGAAUGUCUCAAGAAAUUUUGUAGACAGGUCGAGUUUCUUUAUGGUGGGUGGUUUCUUCGUCCUCCAAAUCCCGCUGAUCUAUAUAGGCUUCUCAACAGAGGACAACGCCGUGGGUUUCCAGUGGCGUCUUACGACACGCGUAUAUGGCACGCCUUCUUCGGAACUCCUGGAGCUCAAAAUGACCUAAAUGUUCUGGGUGCGUCUAAUGUGUUCGAGCGUGUCAUAGGUGGAACUGCUCCUCUGGUUGAGUUUGAAGUCAAUAACAAAAGGUAUACCAAUGGUUACUAUCUUGCUGAUGGAAUAUAUCCGAGGUGGUCCACUUUUGUCAAAACAAUAUCAAACCCUAGAACAGAAGAGGAGAAACACUUUUGUAAAAAACAAGAGGCUUAUCGCAAAGAUGUGGAGAGGUGUUUUGGUAUCCUUCAAUCUCGAUGGGCCAUACUGCGUCACGGUGCUAGACUGUUUAAAUUGGAGGAUCUUCGAGCCAUUAUGAUAAGUUGUAUCAUUCUUCAUAACAUGAUUGUGGAUGAUGAGUUCGUUGAGGAAGAAUUUGUGGAGUCUCAAGAAGCUGAUCUAAUGAAUCCAACAAUGGCAACCGUCUAUGACCGGCCUGUGCAUCCCGAUUCUGGAGCACCUAUUCCUUUCGAACCAGUAGGGAGAGAUGGACAGAAUCUUCCUGCAUUCAUGGAUCGUGAAUUUCAGGUAGAGUCAGCCUAUCUCCACAAGUGCCUGCAAGAUGAUUUGGUGAUGCACAAUUGGAACAUGGAUGGUAACUGA
Molecule: messenger RNA, 1236 nt
Organism: Rosa chinensis
Lineage: Eukaryota; Viridiplantae; Streptophyta; Magnoliopsida; Rosales; Rosaceae
Exons: 2
Coding region: 1-1236 (411 amino acids)
Source: RefSeq, a predicted model, not a curated record